UGGAGCAUCUCUGAGCCUGAGCGACGCAUCAACCACCUCAUGGCAGUUUUCAACCGCACCCCCUCUGACCCUUCAACGUUCAUCCUCAUGGGCAUCCCCGGCCUGGAAGCUGCCCACAUCUGGAUUUCCAUCCCUUUCUCUAUGUUCUACGUUAUUGGCCUGUUGGGAAAUUUCACGGUUCUGUUUGUUGUAGGCAAAGAACAGACCCUGCACAAGCCGAUGUACCUUCUUCUCUGCAUGCUGGCAGUCAGUGACAUUGGCAUGUCUACAUCCACCGUGCCAAACACACUGUGUAUAUUUUGGUUCAAUUUGAAAAGCAUUACUGUGGGUGGCUGCCUCACCCAGACGUUCUUCCUACACACGAUUUAUACGAUGCACUCAGCCGUCCUCGUGACAAUGGCCUUUGAUCGCUAUGUUGCCAUAUGUAACCCUCUGAGAUAUGCCACCAUCCUCACCAACGCACGAAUAGCUAAUCUAGGGCUCGUGGGUUUGAUAAGAGCUGUUCUCUUCAUUCUGCCCAUGCCCGUGCUCCUGAGCAAGCUGCCAUUCUGUGCCAACCGCAUUAUCCCCCACACGUACUGCGAUCACAUAGCCGUGGCAAAGACGUCAUGUGGGGACAUCACAGUGAACAGGAUGUAUGGCUUGGUGAUAGUGUUUUUAGUCAUUGGGUUAGACCUGAUACUCAUUGUCCUGUCAUAUGGCCUGAUUAUCAGGGCUGUCCUCAGAAUCUCCUCCAAGAAAGCCCAUCAAAAAGCCCUCAACACCUGCACAGCCCACAUCUGUGUGGUGCUGAUUUCUUAUAUUUCCGUCCUCUUCACCACUCUGACACACCGGUUUGGUCAGGGCAUCGCUCCCCAUGUUCACAUCAUCUUGGCAAACCUCUAUGUCCUCCUCCCCACCAUGCUUAACCCUAUCAUUUAUGGGGUCAAAAUCAAAGAGCUUCGUGACAAAGUGGGCAAAUACAUCUGCAGAAUGUGAUCGCUGGUGGCCACUGACUUUAAACCUGUGUGACAAGAGGGCGAAAGGAUAUCUCCUUGUUAAUCACGGGAGCUCUCUCCUAGUUUGGCUGAACACACCAUUGUCUUAGCAAAGGCAAUGUUAUCUUGUUUAUUCUGCUUUCUUUUAGCUGAUCACUAUUAGCUAGGCCUCUGGUCUCUUAACCAUACUCUGGACUUUGGACCUGGAAAAGAGCUGGCACAAUCCAUAUACCAGGUUGUUAUAUAAAAUGCACAUGGAUUUUAACCCUUCAAUACUGCAGCUCUCUGAAGCAAGGUGACUUUCCUGUGUCAACAGGGUCCUUGUCGUUUGACUCGAUGAAGCCACA
Chrysemys picta bellii (western painted turtle) is the source of this 1324-nucleotide messenger RNA. Lineage: Eukaryota; Metazoa; Chordata; Testudines; Emydidae. The record is from RefSeq and is a predicted model, not a curated record.